CCGGCGGGGCGCUCUCCGCGGCGCGCCGCGCAUGCGCGGAGCGGAUGUUACCGCCGCCGUUAGCGCCGCCAGCGCCGGGGCUCUAUGGGGAGAACAUGGCUCCUUUCCCCGAGGAGGUGGACGUCUUCUCGGCUCCGCACUGGCGGAUGAAGCAGCUCGUGGGGCUCUACUGCGACAAGCUUUCCAAGACCAACUUUUCCAACAACAAUGAUUUUCGGGCUCUUCUGCAAUCUCUUUAUGCCACAUUCAAGGAAUUUAAAAUGCAUGAGCAGAUUGAAAACGAGUGUAUCAUUGGUUUACUUCAGCAACGUAGCCGGACAGUGUAUAAUGUGCACUCAGACAACAAACUCUCAGAGAUGCUUAGCCUCUUUGAGAAAGGGUUAAAGAAUGUAAAGAAUGAAUAUGAACAGCUAAACUAUGCGAAACAGCUGAAGGAGAGAUUGGAAGCCUUUACCAGGGAUUUCCUUCCUCAUAUGAAAGAGGAAGAGGAGGUUUUUCAGCCAAUGUUGAUGGAAUACUUUACUUACGAAGAAUUGAAAGAUAUUAAGAAGAAAGUAAUUGCACAGCACUGCUCACAGAAGGAGGCUGCAGAAUUCAGAGGUCUUAGUAAGUGGAAUCAAGCAGAAGAGCUUCAGAAGGUCUUUAAGUAUUCUGUGGACGAGAAGGCAGAUCAAGAAACUGAAGUAACAGGGCACACCACAAAUAUUACUAAUCUUCCUCCUGAAGUCAUGCUGACCAUUUUCAGUUACCUUAACCCCCAAGAGUUAUGUCAGUGUAGUCAAGUAAGCACUGAAUGGUCACAGUUGGCUAAAACUGGAUCUCUCUGGAAACAUCUGUACCCUGUUCGCUGGGCCAGAGGUGAUUGGUAUAGUGGUCCUGCGGCAGAUCUUGAGACAGAACCUGAUGAGGAAUGGGUGAAAAACAGAAAAGAUGAAAGUCGUGCUUUCCAGGAAUGGGAUGAAGAUGCUGAUAUAGAUGAAUCUGAAGAAGCAGCUGAAGAUUCACUUGCCAUUAAUAUAGCACAAAUGGAAAAACGUUUACUUCAUGGCUUAAUUCAUAAUGUCCUCCAGCAUGUAGGGUCCUCAGUGAAGACAUUAGUAUUGGCCUACAGUUCUGCAGUGUCUAGCAAAAUGGUUAGACAGAUCUUGGAGCUUUGCCCCAACUUGGAAUAUUUGGAUCUCACUCAAACUGAUAUUUCAGACUCUGCAUUUGAAAGUUGGUCUUCAGUUGGUUAUUGUCAAAAUCUACGCCACCUUGAUCUGUCUGGAUGUGAAAAAAUCACAGAUGUGGCUAUAGAGAGGAUUUCCAGAGCACUGGGUAUCAUAUCAACUCACCAUACCAGAGGUAUUCUGAAAAGCUGCAGAAACAGGAAUGCUAAGACUUUGUGGAAAAACAGAGAGAUUACUCUGCAGUCCAACAAGAAGUAUAAUUGUUUGCAUGAAAUCAACAAUGAAAACCUCAUUGAGGGAGGAGAUGGUGAGCAGCAUUGGACUAAACCUGACAGCUCAGAAAACUUGAAUUCUGCUUAUGUGUGGAUGCUAGAUGCAGAUGAUUUAGCUGACAUUGAAGAUGCUGCAGAGUGGAGACACAGAAACGUUGAAGGAUUUUGUCUUACAGAACCAACAUCCCAUGUUAAUUGUUCUGCAUCGUGCUACAGUAGAGAAAUUUAUGGAUUAAGGACUAGAGGGUGGCAGCAGCACUGUGCUUCUACUGACUUGAUUUACUGCGGUCACUCAUUUUGUUGUGCUGGGACAGCACUAAGAACUAUUCGAGCACUUCCAGAGUCCUCUGCACUGUGUAAAAACUCAACAAGGACUAAGCAGUCAGAGAAAAAAGACUCUGUAUACUCUGGGAGUGAAAAAACAGAUGAAGAGACUGCACGAGUUCUUCAGUUUCUCAGUCUUUCUGGAUGUUACCAGAUCACAGACCGUGCUCUCAGGGCAUUGACUUUGGGAGGAGGACUGCCGCAUUUGGAACACCUUAAUCUCUCGGGUUGUCUCACUGUAACUGGUGCAGGCCUGCAGGAUUUAGUUUCUGCAUGCCCUUCUCUAAAUGACGAACACUUUUACUACUGUGACAACAUUAACGGUCCUCAUGCUGAAACCGCCAGUGGAUGCCAGAAUUUGCAGUGUGGUUUUCGGGCCUGCUGCCGCUCUGGCGAAUGACCGCUGACUUCUGAUCUUUCAGUCUACUUCAUUUAGCUCAGCAGGCUUCCUUUCAUGCACUUUACUUACAGUUUGCAUCUUGUGUUAACAAUCCUUGGAGUGAGAUUUGUUAUACUAGCCUGACCCUGCCCACAACUUCAGAAUCUUAAUUAUGAGUGUACUGUACAGUGUUGUAACAAUCUCACAAUCUCAUUUGGUUUGAAGGGUGUUGGGUUUUGUUUUACUUAAUUUGGGGAAGAUGGGAAAAACAUUCAGAUUUUUUUUUUAUGCCACUUUCUUCCAAGUUUGGCACUUAAAUAUACUUUACUGGAUUAUUUUGUGUUAAGUGAAUGGUUUUUUAUUUUGAAUCCGUAAGUACAAUAUAAAGCUCUGCAGAGAAUCUGAAGCGUACUGUUUGCAUUUGGGUAACAAUUAUACAUCUUUAGGAGCCUUGUUUCUUCCCCUUUCCUCUCAUCCUCAAGUCAUUCUUUAUAUUGCAAAAUUAGGGAAAUUCACACCUUCCUUUUGCAUUUGGUUUUGUAUUUGGGCUUGAAAGAUGUACUCAAAUAAAACAUUCCCACCAAUAAA
Molecule: messenger RNA, 2732 nt
Organism: Aquila chrysaetos chrysaetos
Lineage: Eukaryota; Metazoa; Chordata; Aves; Accipitriformes; Accipitridae
Gene: FBXL5
Product: F-box and leucine rich repeat protein 5
Exons: 11
Coding region: 45-2165 (706 amino acids)
Biological process (GO): SCF-dependent proteasomal ubiquitin-dependent protein catabolic process; intracellular iron ion homeostasis
Cellular component (GO): SCF ubiquitin ligase complex
Molecular function (GO): protein binding
Source: RefSeq, a predicted model, not a curated record